This is a messenger RNA of Polistes canadensis, 595 nucleotides long. RefSeq names its product INO80 complex subunit C. NCBI's taxonomy places the organism in Eukaryota, Metazoa, Arthropoda, Insecta, Hymenoptera, Vespidae. The record is from RefSeq and is a predicted model, not a curated record. The transcript is spliced from 4 exons. Bases 166 to 543 code for a protein of 125 amino acids. Gene Ontology annotation, cellular component: Ino80 complex. Gene Ontology annotation, biological process: chromatin remodeling.
UGAUUCUACUGAGUACUAUAAAGCUUUAUUGAUUAUAAGUCAUUGGGCAAAAGUUUUGGUAAAGCAUCAAAAUAUAACUAUGGUUCAUAUGAUCUGUGCUAUACUUGGUUGCGAAAUAAAUCAAAUAUUAAUUUUAAACUACCCGAAAGAUGCUUUAUCGAAAAGAUGGUGAAUGAAGAAGUAGUGGAAGGUAAUAAGAAGACUCAACCUGUAUUUAAAAGCCCAACUUUUCACGAUCAAUUUCGGCCAAUAAGUAAUACUGGGAAGAAAAGAACUUGGAGAUCUCUUAAGCAGGUUCUGGCACAGGAACGUAGUUUACCAUGGCCUGCUGAAGUAGUACAUUAUAGUGCUAUCAAUGCACCACCAAGUUUUAAACCUGCAAAGAAGUAUUCUGAUAUAUCUGGCCUGCCUGCACGGUAUACAGAUCCACAAACUAAGUUAUAUUAUGCAACUGCUGAAGAAUUUGCAACAGUUCGUAGCCUGCCAAUGGAUAUAACUGCCGGAUAUUUAGCGUUACGUGGUGCUUCUAGUAUCGUUGGUUAAGUAUUUUCAUUAAAUUGCAAGAAAUAUAUAUCGUACAUUUCUUAAUUGCAUG